Frankliniella occidentalis (western flower thrips) is the source of this 2546-nucleotide messenger RNA. RefSeq names its product V-type proton ATPase subunit H (gene VhaSFD). The record is from RefSeq and is a predicted model, not a curated record. The coding region runs from base 117 to 1589 and encodes 490 amino acids. Gene Ontology annotation, molecular function: proton-transporting ATPase activity, rotational mechanism; protein binding. The transcript is spliced from 10 exons. Lineage: Eukaryota; Metazoa; Arthropoda; Insecta; Thysanoptera; Thripidae. Gene Ontology annotation, biological process: proton transmembrane transport. Gene Ontology annotation, cellular component: lysosomal membrane; vacuolar proton-transporting V-type ATPase, V1 domain.
AGACAGUCUGACAGUCACAAGACCUAGCAGCCUCAAAACAGGUGAUUGCAUAUCGGAAAAAGACAGUUUGGGGAAAAUCUGUCUUCGUCCUUUGAUUGGGAAGAAAUUUCCUCACAAUGUCAAAAAUGGCUGCUUCACGUCAGUCAAUUCAAGACGUUAUUCCAGAACUCCCUGCGGAAAAUAUUGAUAUGCUUGCUGCUACCAGCAAGCUGCAACAACAAGCAACUGAAAUCCGUGCUCAGCAUAUUAACUGGCAGUCUUACUUACAAUCUCAAAUGAUUUCUCAAGAAGACUUCAACUUCAUCAAACCUCUGGAUGCAGCAGAUGCAGCGACCCGUGAAGCAAUCUUGAAAGAACACCGUACUCAGUGUGCCAAAACUUUCCUCAAUUUGCUCGGACAUGUUUCUAAGGAUCAGACUAUUCAGUACAUUCUGAUAAUGAUUGACGACCUUCUGCAGGAGGAUCGUCAUCGUGUUGAAAUCUUUCGGGAGUAUUCUCAGAAAAAACGAGAAUCAGUUUGGGGUCCAUUUUUAAAUCUUCUGAACCGUCCAGAUGAAUUCAUCACAAACAUGACUGCUCGUAUAAUUGCUAAAAUGGCAUGCUGGAGCAAGGAAACAAUGGAGAAGUCUGAUUUGCAUUUUUAUCUUACCUGGCUGAAAGAUCAACUGAAGAAACCUGACAAUGAGUAUGUCCAAUCAGUUGGGCGUUGCUUGCAAAUGAUGCUGCGCAUUGAUGAGUAUCGUUUAGCAUUUGUGGCAGUUGACGGCAUUUCUACUAUCAUAUCAGUCCUCCGAGGAAGAGUUAACUUCCAAGUUCAAUAUCAACUGGUCUUCUGCCUUUGGGUGCUCACUUUCAAUCCUCUUUUGGCAGAAAAGAUGAACAAAUUUAACGUUAUCCCAAUUCUUGCUGAUAUUUUGAGCGACUCUGUGAAAGAAAAAGUGACCCGGAUCAUACUUGCUGUAUUCAGGAAUAUGAUUGAAAAGCCUGCUGAUAGCCAGGUUUCAAAGGACCACUGCAUGGCAAUGGUUUCAAGCAAAGUUUUGAAGCAACUAAGUAUUUUGGAACAGCGUAAAUUUGAUGAUGAAGACAUUGUUGCUGAUAUUGAGUUUUUGAACGAACGUUUGCAGGCUUCAGUUCAAGACCUGAGUUCGUUUGAUGAGUAUGCCACUGAAGUUAAGUCUGGACGCCUGGAGUGGAGCCCAGUCCAUAGGUCGGCUCAAUUCUGGAGGGAGAAUGCAGGUCGCCUGAAUGAAAAGAACUAUGAAUUGCUUCGUAUUCUGACUCACCUUCUGCAGAACAGUCAUGACCCCCUUGUAUUAGCUGUUGCUGCUUUUGAUAUUGGAGAAUAUGUCCGUCAUUAUCCUCGUGGAAAACAUGUCAUUGAGCAGCUUGGAGGCAAGCAAACAGUAAUGCAACUUCUUGCUCAUGAUGACCCUAAUGUGCGCUAUGAAGCAUUGUUGGCAGUUCAAAAACUAAUGGUACACAACUGGGAAUACUUGGGAAGGCAGUUAGAGAAGGAGCAGGACAACAACAAAACUCAAGGAAACAAACCUGCUUCUGGAGGCAGUGCUGUUGCUGCAAAGGCGUAACAAUCCAAUGGAAACCGAGGCCUUACAAUAGGCUUUUAUUUGUUUUCAUCUGAUUUGCUGAACCUCUUAAACUUUUUAAAAAUCUACUUUCGCCCCUGUCUGUUAAGGUUUGUUGUAACGAAUUUUAUAGAGAGGAGCCCCCGGUCAUUAUAUUGUUUUGUACUUACUAUUACCUUAUUUUAAAAUUACCAUUAAUACAGAGUGUUUGUGAGUCAACUUUACACUAUCUAUAUCAAGCUUUGCUUUUAUUGCAAUUGAUGAGGAGAAAUGUUGGAUGUAGGUAUGUUUCUUUUUCUCUUGUCAGUAAAUGAAGAAGCUCAUAUAUAUUCAUUAUCAGUAUUAGUGCAGUUGUUUCAUCUUAAAUAUCACAUUCAGGCCAAACCAUUUAAUUUUUCUUUGUGAAAGAUUGGAGACAGUGACUUCUGUGUAAUCACUACCAAAGUAUAUUCUAUUAUCUCUCAGACUUUUAAUGUCUUGCUUUGUAAUUUCUUAGCCUUUUGUAGAGGUUCAGCUUUCCAUUUUUGCUCAUUUUAUUUCUUGUGUGUACAUACAUUUUAAAGUAGCUCAAGAAAGAGGUUUUGAACAUAGAGAACUGCAUUGUCAUUUGAGCAAAAGAAAAAAAAGGUGGGUUUUUGGUUACACUUAUAACUUGGUUCUACCACACUUGCAAACUCCACAGGAUUGUUAAUAGAGUAGCAAACUAACAUUCCAGAAUACUUUUCAUGUAUUCUAGGCUGUAGAUGAAAUUCAUUAUUAGAAAGAUGUAAUUAUUGUACAUAAUAUAUCCUGCAAAUCAGAAGAAAAUGUAUGUAAUUUGUUAAAUGCUGUUAUGUUUGAUCAUUAAUGAAUUUUUGUUUUGUUGUCAAAAUUAGUAAAAGCUUUUCAUGAAUUUUGAUUGUAAUAUCAUUGUACAUGGAGUAUAUCUGCAUUAAAUGUGAAUUUUAUGAGCCUUGUCAA